AUUUAUUUUUUUUUUUUUUUUUGGGAAAUUUACUUUCAUUCAAACAACCGGCCGGUCCACAAACCGAGGACCGCCGGGCCAAAGUUACAAUAUAUACACAGGCGACUUAACCCAUUCUUUCCACAACAAAGACGUAAACGUAGACCUAUUUUGUAACCAAAAGAAAGACGCCCUUUUAAUGUUUCUAAAGACGUAUCUACCGGAAGAGUUUUUGCUUCUAAAGAUUUUAUCAUUCCGCGCCUCCUAAAUGCACCAACAAGACACCAUAAAAAUACCUUGGAUAAUACUAUCGUGUAGUUAAUACUAAAUCAUACCUUGGAUAAUACUUACGUUGUAUGAUACGUUCCAAACAAUAUCUAGAAACAUAUCUUAUUAUUAACAAUAUUGUUUUAUUAUCUUAUUUAUGAUAUCAAUUAUAUAUGUAAUUUAUCAAAGAAAACAAAAGCUCUUAAUUAUGAUCUAAUAAUACACAUAUGAUCUAAGAAAUAAGAGAACGGAUAUGUUGCAUGUGGGUUGGUAAAAAGACUCACUUGAACCAGGCAUUAGUUUUUAAUGUUUGAAGUUACACGACCCAUAUAUAUGGGCGAAAACAACACAACGAACAAACAAGAUUUACCUGACCCUUGAAUCCAAAUUCCCUUACUAGAAUCUUAAUUUUAACUUGACGGUUUCUAAGUUUCUCCACAUUUUAUGAUUUCAUUUGCUUCAAUUUCAAUUGUAAACUUUUAUGAAUCGAUGAUUUUAUUAAUUCAUGCGUUUUUAGUCAUUUAGUUUUAGUUUUGCAUUGCUAAUUUUAAUAUCUAGUGUUUGACAAUAUCUGACAACUUUACAAUUUUCAAAAAAUUAUACUAAAUUUUCUCGACCAUAAACAUUUCAGUUUGCUUUAAAAUCAUCGACAAUGGGCUAGAAGUCACGAACUUCCACAUAGGAGUUUUGUGGUUAUGAACCGAUAAACCCAAAAACCUUCCAGAGACGGCUGUCAUUUUAUCUCCCUCUCAUAGAGCUCGAAUUCUUCUUGCAGCGAUCGCGAGGUUCUCUCUCCUCGCCCUCUCUCUUCAAUGUCGGCCCUCCCUCUCUCCACACAGACAUCUAUAGAACUACAAACCACGCAUCCGUUGCGGGUGCCUAAUUUCAAGAUCGCAUAUAUCUUUUUUCUUUUUUCAUAUCCACUUUACAUCAUCCAGCCACACCAAACUUAUUAAUUUUGUCAUACUUUAGCUGUUUAACUUUGUUACUUCACCCAAACCACGUACACAUAUAGAUAGUAGAUAACAUGGUACAAGUAUAUAGACAACUAAAAGACAGAAAAUAUGUGGCAAAAGAGGAAGUUGCCAACUGGAUGAUCAUAAAACCUAACUCGAUACAACGCUUAAAAGAUAUUGUUUCCCUUUCUUUUCCCUCCACACCAAGUAACCAUAACUUAAUUACAUCGAUGAUGCUUUAUGUUCCUGUUUUUGCUCAUUCUUUGCUUGCACAAAAACCUUGACAAACACCCUUGGUAUAAAUAAACCUUAAGUUAUUAUUUUAUCCAACAUACAAACAGAAAACAUAAGAGAAACAAGAAGCAGAAUAUUAAGGUGGCUGAUCGAUCAUCGAUGGCUUUCUCGUACAAGAACAUCAUCAACAGUUGGUGCACCCCCGGCCCGAGCCCAUCACGUUUGUUUCUAGGGACACAAAGACCGUUAAAUUCACUGAAGCCCAAUUCAAGCCCAAACCCGACCAACAAAAUAAACCGGGUCCAGAUCCUCAACGCAACCCAACACCCCUCUUCUUACGUUGCUUCUUUGGCUACUUUCGCCAUACUCACCCGAAGUGUCGCGAACGAUGUUCUAACUGUCGGUAAAGAACUCCGUGCCAUCGCUGACGAAUUCAUCCCACGAGAGUACCAAGACUACUACCUCCAUGAAAUGAAAAAGCUUCUUAUUACCAAAACAACCGAAUUCACAAUUGUUAUAGAUGAAUACCAACCUCAAUCAAACUCCCCCGACGAAAUGUUCAAGGCUGUCGAGACAUAUUUAGGCAGCAAAGUGAAUGAAUCAUGUGUUCGGAAGGUUAGCGUAUGCAAACACAAGGAAACUUUAGCGGUCAGAAUGAACGAAAACGAAGAGAUCAUCGACGAAUUCGAUGGGGUUCAAGUGAAAUGGAGGCUAGCGACAAACAUUGAAACCGGGGACCUACAAUCGGGAUCAAAACGCUACGAAUUGACUUUCCAUAAUCGACAUAGAUUCAUGAUUCUCGAGUCAUACUUACCGUACAUUUUGGACCGGGCUAAUGAAAUUACAGCCUGUGAAAGCGGGUUAAAGCUUCACUUGAUUGACAAAGGAUAUACAGAACCGAAAACCAUUGUUCUCAAUAACCCGAUGACAUUCGACACCCUGGCGAUCGAGCCUGAGCUAAAGAAGACAAUUGUUGAUGAUUUAGACAGUUUUAAAAAUGGGAAGGAGUACUACCGCCGAAUUGGUAAAGUGUGGAAACGCGGGUAUUUGAUCUACGGUCCUUCGGGUACGGGCAAAUCGAGCUUGAUCGCAUCGAUGGCUAAUUACUUAAACUACGACAUCUACGACGUUGAUCUUGCAGAAAUCGAUUCAGACUCGAAACUUAAAAGUAUUUUGCUAGAAAUGCCAAGCAAAUCAAUACUGGUUUUUGAAGAUAUUGAUCAGAUUCAAAACCCAACAAGUGAUGAUAAACCAUCGCGUAAAAGAACCUUUGCGCGACUAUUGAAUUUCAUGGAUGGGAUUUGGUCGUGUUGUGGCGAAGAACGAAUCUUCGUCUUCACGACCAAAUGCAAAGAUAAACUUGACCCGACACUGCUUCGUGCGGGUCGAAUGGACAUGCAUAUUCAAAUGUCGUAUUGCACGUUUUCCGCAUUCAAGCAGCUAGCUUUCAACUACUUGGAGCUCCAAGAACACAAACUUUUUGAGCAGAUUGAAGAGUUGUUGCAAGCUGUAAAUGCGACUCCAGCUGAUGUAGCCGGAGAGCUUAUGAAGUGUAAGAAAGACGCAACAGCAUCGCUCGAGAAACUUAUCGCCUACCUCGAGAAGAAAACAUGUUUGUGAGGCGUGACUCGAACCCGAUCGGUCAUGAAUGAACCAUUAUAACAAGUCGUGUUAUGUGAAUAGAGACGAUUGUUAGCAAUGCAAUAUUGUACAAAAGUAACAUUAUUUGUAAAAUGAAUUGGUAGUUAAGGAUUUUUAUAUACUAAUAUGUAUUUUUUUAGACAAA
This is a messenger RNA of Helianthus annuus (common sunflower), 3222 nucleotides long. RefSeq names its product AAA-ATPase At3g50940. NCBI's taxonomy places the organism in Eukaryota, Viridiplantae, Streptophyta, Magnoliopsida, Asterales, Asteraceae. The coding region runs from base 1596 to 3056 and encodes 486 amino acids. The transcript is spliced from 3 exons. Gene Ontology annotation, molecular function: ATP binding; ATP hydrolysis activity. The record is from RefSeq and is a predicted model, not a curated record.